Molecule: messenger RNA, 678 nt
Organism: Penicillium atrosanguineum
Lineage: Eukaryota; Fungi; Ascomycota; Eurotiomycetes; Eurotiales; Aspergillaceae
Exons: 2
Coding region: 1-678 (225 amino acids)
Source: RefSeq, a predicted model, not a curated record
AUGGCACCCAGAGAUAAAUACUCCGACCCAAAGCUCCGCGAUGAAGUCAAAGAGGAAAUCCAUAAAGGUGACAAGGGCGGUAAGCCCGGUCAAUGGUCUGCACGCAAGGCACAAAUGAUGGCGUCUGAAUAUAAAAAGCGCGGGGGUGGUUACAACACCACCAAAGAAGAAGGCCAAGACGAGUCUCAGAAACAUCUCGACCAGUGGACAAAGGAAGACUGGCAGACUAAAGAGGGUUCCGGGACUGCGCGCAAGAGUGAUGGUUCUGAGAAGCGUUAUCUGCCCAAGAAAGCGUGGGAGCAGAUGAACGAUGACGAGAAGGAGAAGUCUGAAGAGAAAAAGAUUAAAGGAUCGGAAAAAGGGAAGCAGUUUGUUGGAAAUACUCCUCAAGCGAAAAAGGCACGGAAGGACGCCAGUCGUGAGACUGGAGGUAGAGACGCGCGAAAUACCCGCAAUACGCGAAGCAAGAAGGGUUCACAGAAGCAAGGUGAAAAGGGCCAUGGCUUCGGUUCCGAUGACUUUGCUGAUGAGCUCAUAGAUGGUGACGACGACAAGGAGACAGGCCAGCAAGUGGCUGGGACUAAACGUCAUGCGAAACAGUCCAAUGCGUCCGUGAAGAAGCGGAAGGAUGAUCGCCAGGAGCCCGCCGAAGAGAAUGGCGACGGUGACGAGGAGUAG